Messenger RNA from Epinephelus fuscoguttatus (brown-marbled grouper), 926 nucleotides. It is a transcript of the gene lsm1, whose product is annotated as LSM1, U6 small nuclear RNA associated. Gene Ontology annotation, molecular function: RNA cap binding. The record is from RefSeq and is a predicted model, not a curated record. The transcript is spliced from 4 exons. NCBI's taxonomy places the organism in Eukaryota, Metazoa, Chordata, Actinopteri, Perciformes, Serranidae. Bases 131 to 532 code for a protein of 133 amino acids. Gene Ontology annotation, biological process: deadenylation-dependent decapping of nuclear-transcribed mRNA. Gene Ontology annotation, cellular component: Lsm1-7-Pat1 complex; P-body.
GUCUACAGGAAGUUUAUCCCAGCCGUGUAUAAAGACACUUCCUGUACUCCUCUUGGAAGAAAUAUAUUUUGAAACAUUCAUGGCUUGAGAUUACACAAAGAUUUACGAAGCAAAUUAAAAUCAGCCCAAGAUGAACUACGUACCAGGGACGGCAAGCCUCAUUGACGACAUCGACAAGAAGCACCUGGUGCUGCUCCGAGAUGGCAGAACACUUAUCGGUUACCUCAGAAGCAUUGACCAGUUUGCCAAUUUAGUUUUUCAUCAGACAGUUGAGCGCAUCCACGUGGGGAAAAAAUUUGGAGACAUUCCCAGAGGAAUAUUCAUAGUGAGAGGAGAGAAUGUGGUGCUGCUCGGAGAGAUAGAUGUGGACAAACCCUGUGACACAGUCCUGCAGCAGGUCUCCAUCGAAGAGAUUCUGGAGGAGCAGCGGUUGCAGCAGCAAGCCAAACAGGAGACGGAGAAAGUCAAAAUGCAGGCCCUGAAGGACCGAGGCCUUUCCAUCCCAAAAGCUGACAACUUAGACGAAUACUAACAUUGAUUCCACGAGCCUCUUUCUCAGUUUGUAUCGGACUGAUAAGUUUUAUGUUGCAUUUGAUUUUGAGAGAGCAUGAGUGUGUGUUUUUUUUUAAUGGGUACAAGGCUGCAUCAUGUUGGGCCUGUACACUGCAGUGUACUGUAUGGAUUUCAUUUGAAUUAUGUGGAGGAAAAAAUGUGAUAUCUGCUCUCUGAUCUGCAGAUCCUCAAAGCAAAACUAAAGAUCAUCAUGUGUUUAUGUAAAAUCACUCUGUUGGCAAUUUAGCAAUUAUUUUACAACAGCAGCACUUUCGAUUUUGUCAGUGAUAUGUUGAGCCUGUUUAUUUGGAGAUACUGUGCUAUUGACAAAAAACUACAUGCUAUGCUCCAUUAAAGAGUUUAGUUUUUCAUUA